CUAAUAAAAUUUAAAACGCCGGAUCCGAUCCGUUUGCCAGGUCGCCUUCGCAGCCCCACCUCUCUCUCUAUCUCGUUACUCAGACACGCUCACAGAGACGAGUGAGCUUUCAGGAGCACCAGAAAACCGUGGAGGAAGAUGUUCAAUCAAUUCGGAGCAACGGCGGAGUUCUCUAAGCAAGGCGUCGACAAUGGUGUUCCGGAUCGGCACCGACGCGCACCUCUACGACGAUCCCGACGACGUCAGCAUCGCUCCUCUCCUCGACAGCAGGUUCGACUCCGAGAAGUGCGAGGCUCUCAAGCGAUUGCUCGCUCUCAUCGCCCAGGGCUUCGAAGUCUCCAAUUUCUUCCCUCAGGUUGUGAAGAAUGUAGCGUCGCAGUCGUUGGAAGUGAAGAAGCUCGUUUACUUGUAUUUGUUGCAUUAUGCUCAAAAGCGUCCAAACGAAGCAUUGCUGUCGAUUAAUUAUUUCCAGAAGGAUUUAGGGGAUCCGAAUCCGUUAGUGAGGGCGUGGGCACUGAGAACAAUGGCAGGGAUUCGGCUACACGUUAUUGCACCUUUGGUUCUUGUUGCAGCAGGAAAAUGUGCUAGAGAUCCCUCUGUGUAUGUUAGAAAAUGCGCGGCCAAUGCACUUCGUAAGCUGCACGAUUUGCACCUUGAGGAGAAUACUGCGGGGAUUGAAGAGAUUAUUGGAAUAUUGUUGAAUGAUUCCCCUUGUGUUGUUGGAGCUGCUGCUGCUGCUUUCUCUUCUGUUUGUCCGAAUAAUUUGUCACUGAUUGGAAGGAACUAUAAAAGGUUAUGCGAGGUUCUUCCCGAUGUGGAAGAAUGGGGUAAAAUAGUCUUAAUUGGAAUCCUUUUGCGCUAUGUAGUUGCAAGGCAUGGGCUUGUAAAGGAUUCCAUUAUGUUUUCUUUGCAUGGAACUGAGAAUUCUCGAUCUGAAAAGUAUUGCUUGGAUAACAACUCUGCGUUGGAUGACAACGGUGACAUGAAUGAUCUUUAUGAGUCUGAAUUAACAAAUGCUGUAUCCCGUUGUUAUAUUGAAGGACCAGCUGAAUAUUUAUCGCGAUUAAGUUUCAUGAAUAAAGAUUCCUCUGAAUUUAGUUGUGCUCGUUUUACAUCUGGAAAAAAUAAUGAUGAUGUGAAGAUCCUGCUGCAAUGUACAUCGCCAUUGUUGUGGAGUAAUAACAGUGCAGUUGUACUAGCCGCUGCUGGCGUACAUUGGAUUAUGGCGCCGGUGGAGGAUUUGAAAAGAAUCGUUAAGCCACUCUUGUUCGUCCUAAGAUCAUCUAAUGCCUCAAAAUAUGUGGUUUUAUGUAACAUUCAAGUGUUGGCCAAAGCAAUUCCUUCACUCUUCUCUCCAUACUUUGAAGAUUUCUUUAUAUGCUCUUUGGAUUCAUAUCAAAUUAAAGCUUUGAAACUGGAUAUACUGGCUUACAUUGCUACAGAUUCAUCAAUUUCAUUUAUACUCAAAGAAUUUCAGGAUUAUAUUAGAGACCCAGACAGGAGAUUUGCUGCUGAUACUGUUGCUAGAAUUGGAAUAUGUGCGCAACGACUUCCAGAAAUGUCAAAUUCAUGCUUGGAGUUUCUAUUGGCUUUGACCAGACAGCAACUUACAACAGGUGAGUUUGGGUCUGUGGAUGCUGAAGCAGAUAUACUGAUUCAAGCAAUAAUGUCCAUAAAGUCAAUCAUUCAGCAAGAUCCACCCAGUCAUGAAAAGGUUAUUAUCCAAUUGGUUCGAAGUUUAACUUCAAUAAAGGUGCCUGAUGUGCGUGCUAUGGUUGUUUGGAUGGUGGGGGAGUAUAACUCUUUAGGUGAUCUCAUCCCAAGGAUGUUAGCUACAGUGCUCAAGUAUCUUGCAAGGUGCUUUGCUUCCGAAGAAGUGGAAACAAAGCUUCAGAUUUGUAAUACCGCUGUUAAGGUUUUAUCAGGGACAAAAGGGAAUGACCUGUUGACAAUCAAAAUGGUUUUAAUCUACGUGUUGGAGUUGGCCAAAUGCGAUUUAAACUAUGACAUUUGUGACCGAGCUCAUUUCUUAAAGAAACUUCUUUCAACUUAUCUAGAUUCUCAAGGCUUGGAGGAGGAAAACAACCGUCCGCCCCAAGAUAAAGAUAGUUCACGUCUCCUGGCAGAAAUCUUGUUUGGAAAACAAAGGAAACCAGUGUCCCAUGAGCCCAUUGAUCAACGGUUUUACCUUCCUGGCUCUUUAUCGCAGAUAGUACUUCAUGCUGCUCCUGGGUACGAACCUCUCCCAAAGCCUUGUAGUUUGCGCAGUGAUGGCCCCAAACUCAAUGAAUUUGGAGAGGCAGUCACUAAUGGUGACCAAUAUGUUACAGAUGAUGAGGACUCAGCUGGUUCUGCACGUGAAGAUGAUGGUAAUUCUCAUCAGUUGAUUCAGUUUUCAGAUAAAAGGACAAAUGGAGCUUCUCAGUCUGCUUCUGAUUUUGGGGAGUUGUUGUCAAAUAGAGCUUUAGAAUCAUGGUUAGAUGACCAACCUGGUUUUUCAAACCCAAAUACUUCAGAACAAAGUCAAGUCCGUACGUCUUCAGCAAGAAUCUCCAUCAGGGACAUCGGAGGUCAAGUUAGACAUAAAAGCUAUCCACUCUUAGACCCUGUGAAUGGAAACGGCUUAAAGGUUGACUAUUCGUUUUCAUCUGAGAUAUCAAGUAUCUCUCCUCUAUUUAUAUGUAUAGAAGUUUCCUUCAAGAACUGUUCAAAGGAGACCGUGUCUGAUGUGACUUUGGUUGACGAGGAGGCUGGCAAAGGCAAGGAUUCUGUAGACCAAGCUUCGUUUUCAGAUGAAAGCUCAACGAUACCUCAAAAUAAUGAGCCAAAUCUGGUUUCUAUAGAAGAAAUCACUUCUCUGGAACCUGGCCAGACUGUGACAAGAAGCAUCCAGGUCCGCUUCCAUCACCACCUCUUGCCUCUAAAACUGACCUUAUAUUGUAACGGCAAGAAGCAUCCUAUUAAAUUGCGGCCUGACAUUGGAUACAUUGUAAAAGCUCUUCCUAUGGAUGUUGAAGCCUUUACAAAUAAGGAGUCUCAACUGCGUGGAAUGUUUGAAUGCGUAAGAAGGUGCACCUUCACUGAUCACAUCAAGGAGUUCGACAAGGACAACUCAUUGGUAGAAGACAAAUUUCUCGUAAUCUGUCAAAGUCUUGCAUUGAAGAUGCUUAGCAAUGCAAAUCUUCAUCUUGUAUCCAUCGAUUUGCCAGUUGCAGCGAAGCUUGAUGAUGCAACAGGUUUGUGCUUACGAUUCAGCAGCAAGAUUUUGAGCACCUCUGUCCCCUGCUUGAUAACCGUUACUGUCAAAGGUAGAUGUACAGAACCAUUGGAAAUAUCAGUUAAAGUGAACUGUGAAGAAACUGUAUUUGGGUUGAAUCUUCUGAACAGGAUCGUAAAUUUCUCAGUCGAACCCUCUCAUGCCCAUAGGUAGCUAGUAAGGACAUCGGAAACCAGUAAUCAAGUUUUGGAGUUAAUAGAAAACCCGCCGUGUACUGCCAACUAUUCCGGCUAUCCGGAUGUUUAACGUAUUGUCUGUACAGCGGGCAAAAGCACUGUAAUUAUACUCAUUCUCAGAUUUGUCUCGAGUUCGUUUUCUUUCGCUCGGAAAGUGUUUUUCUGGAUAUUCAGUCUACUAUUUGUAAUUUAUAGGACAUAAAAGUUGGUGUAAUUCAAAUCCAUCUGAAUAACACACAGAAGUUAAGCGAUUUA
This is a messenger RNA of Malus domestica (apple), 3708 nucleotides long. The record is from RefSeq and is a predicted model, not a curated record. NCBI's taxonomy places the organism in Eukaryota, Viridiplantae, Streptophyta, Magnoliopsida, Rosales, Rosaceae.